UCAUCUGUCCUGGCUCCUGCCAUGGAGUGUCCCGGCUUUGCUGCCUGUCUGUGGGCACUGUGCCACCUCCUCAGCCACCUUCCCCCCACUGAAAGUGACCAGAGACUGUCCUGCGGUUCCCAAUUCUGCUCCCUGAACAGUUGCUGUCUGGAUCAGGGAACAGGGGGACCCCAGGAGGGCCUCUGGGUUUGUGGGUGUCCCCCUGGCAUGGUCCCCACCCCCCAAAACUCCUCAACCAUCUCCUGCCAGGCUUCUGGCCCCGCUCCGGAGCCCACCUGUGCGAUCCCUGUCCUGGAGGAGGCCAGGAGGGUGUGCGGGGACCCCAAGAGUCCGGUGGUGGCCACCUGCAGAUGGAUCCUGGCCAUCCAGGAGCUCCUGACGGCCACCUGCGCCCAGCCCACCGAGGACAACCUGCAGAGCACCCUGGAGCAGCUCCAGGCCCUCAAAGGUCUCCACGCCAACCCCACGGCAGCCACCGAGCUCCUGCUGCAGAGCACCGAAGCCCUUGUGCUGCAGGCGGCCCUCAAAGACCCCGCCUCCCACCCCCAAAACUUCACCACCAGCACCAUGGAGGCCACGGUGCAGGUGGUGCCUGACCGCUGUCCUGAGCCCAUGCUGGUGCUAGCAGUGGGUGAGCAGAACCUGACCAUCAGCUGUCAGGAAGUGGUGCGCAGUGCCCGGACAGGAACGCCUGCAGUGGCCUUCAUCGUCUACAGGGAGCCAGAGGAGCUCCUGGGGGGCAUCACAGAGACGCGCCGGGAGCGGCUCAACUCCGGCGUGGUUGGCGGCACUGUGGGGCAACCCGGAGCCACCUUCGGCGUCCCCUUCAACGUCACCCUGCGGCACCUCAUGGCGCUGCGGCUGCGCCAGGAGCCGCGCUGCGUGUCCUGGCAGGCGACAGGCGCCCGGAGCCACUGGACGGCCUCGGGCUGCAGCCGCGUUGGAGGGGACCCGCUGAGCUCCACCUGCGCCUGCUCGCACUUCUCCACCUUCGCCGUCCUCGUGGCCACGCGCCCCGUCACGGACAGCGUCGCGCUGACCGUGGUGACCUACGUGGGGCUGUCGCUAUCGCUGCUCUGCCUCUUCCUCGCCAUCGGCACCUUCCUCCUGUGCCGCUCGCUCGGGAGCCUCAGCGUCACCCUCCACCUGCAGCUCAGCACCUGCCUCUUCCUCGCCGACCUCCUCUUCCUCGUGGCUGUGCACCGCACCAACAACCGGCUGGUGUGUGCCAUCACAGCGGGUUGCCUCCACUACCUCUUCCUCGCUUGCUUUGCCUGGAUGCUCCUGGAGGGUUUGCACCUCUUCCUCACCGUCAGGAACCUGAGUGUCCUCAACUACACCAGCACCAGUCGCUUCAGGAAGAGAUACAUCUACCCCGUGGGCUACGGUGCGCCGGCCAUUGUGGUGGCCACCUCGGCUGCCACACACCCUGACGGCUACGGCACAGAGCAGUACUGCUGGCUGAGCAUGGAGGGAGGUUUCAUCUGGAGCUUCCUGGGGCCCGUCUGUGUCAUCAUCCUGGUCAAUUUGCUCUUUUUCCUCACCACCCUCUGGAUGCUGCGGGACAAACUCUCCUCUCUCAACGCCAACAUUACGGCUCUGAAACACACCCGGUUGAUGACGUUCAAGGCGCUGGCACACAUCUGCAUCCUGGGCUGCACGUGGGGCCUGGGCCUGCUGCAGGCACAGGGGGACAACAUCGUGGUGGCCUUCAUCUUCACCAUCGUCAACAGCCUGCAGGGAGCCUUCAUCUUCCUCGUGCACUGCGUCCUCAACCAGCAGGUGAUGGAGCUGUACCGGCGCUGGCUUCGGGCACUGGGGCAACGAGCACAACCCCACGAGACGCCCACCACCGAGAUCCAGAUCAGCUACGUCACGGUAACGGGACUCCAAGCGCUGGGGCCCUGCGGGACCCCCAACGUCUAGCGCUCGGUGUGGUGCUGGGUCCAGAAUCUGGUCGGGGGGGAGGCUGCCUGGAGCCCUGGGUCCCCUCAGGUCCUCAGGGGUCCGGCAAGAAACCA
Molecule: messenger RNA, 2021 nt
Organism: Colius striatus (speckled mousebird)
Lineage: Eukaryota; Metazoa; Chordata; Aves; Coliiformes; Coliidae
Product: adhesion G protein-coupled receptor E3-like
Exons: 15
Coding region: 22-1926 (634 amino acids)
Biological process (GO): adenylate cyclase-activating G protein-coupled receptor signaling pathway; cell surface receptor signaling pathway
Cellular component (GO): membrane
Molecular function (GO): G protein-coupled receptor activity
Source: RefSeq, a predicted model, not a curated record